UUUAAAAUUGCUUUUCCUCAGUGAGAAUGGCAAGGAUUCGGAUUCCUAACACAAUCGUUAUACUUCUUGUUACGGUUCAGACUGGAUUCUUACUCUUCAUGUAUGCCCGGUACAGUAGCUUCAUACCUCAGUCUGAGGAGAAGCCAUCUCAAGUGCAUGUUCUCAUUCUCUCCUCCUGGCGGUCGGGAUCAUCUUUCGUCGGUCAACUUUUCAGCCAGCACCCCAGUGUCUUCUACCUGAUGGAGCCCGCGUGGCACGUGUGGGUUACGAUGUACCAGAACAGUGCCAAGGUCUUGCACAUGGCAGUGCGGGACCUAGUCAGGUCGGUCUUUCUGUGUGACAUGUCUGUGUUUGAUGCUUACAUGCCUUGGAAAAGAAACUUAUCCGAUCUUUUCCAGUGGGCAGUGAGUCGGGCUCUGUGUUCAGCUCCUGCUUGUGACUCCUUUCAACGUACUGACAUAACCAGCGAAAUGGCGUGCAAGACUCUGUGUGGACGGUACCCAUUCAGCAAGGUGGAGGAAGCCUGUAAAACCUACAGCCAUGUUGUCAUCAAGGAGGUUCGUUUCUUUGACUUGAAGGUCCUCUACCCCCUUCUCACUGAUCCAUCGCUGAAUCUCAAAAUCAUUCACUUGGUCCGUGACCCCAGGGCAGUCGUCAAGUCACGGGAACAGUCCGUGAAAGCAUUGGCCCGUGACAACGGAAUCGUGUUGAGUACCAAUGGCACUAAAGUGGAAGACAGCAAAUACAAAGUAAUGCAAGAGAUCUGUAGAAGUCAUGUUCAAAUUUAUGAAACGGCUACUCUAAAACCACCUAAUUUCCUUAAAGAUCGUUAUUUAAUGAUCCGUUUUGAAGAUCUAGUAAGAGAUCCUUUAUCUGAAAUCUCAGAAAUGUAUAAAUUUGCAGAUCUUAGUUUGACCCCCACACUCAAGAGCUGGAUCUAUAAUAUCACACAUGGACAGGGAUCAGGGAAAAGAAAAGAAGCCUUCAAAAUCACAUCUCGAGAUGCAGUUAGUGUUUCACAGGCCUGGAGAAAUGUUCUUUCCUUCCAGAAAAUUAAGAAAGUACAAGAAGUUUGCAAAGGUGCUAUAAACAUGCUUGGCUAUCAGCUGGUGGAUUCUGAAAAAGAACAGAGAGAUCUGUCGCUGGAUUUAGUGCUGCCAAGAAGACAGAAUCAGUUCAGUUGGUCAUCAUUUAACCCAAAGCACUGAGACAUCAUUUUUGAGAGAU
Messenger RNA from Mesitornis unicolor (brown roatelo), 1227 nucleotides. Its product is annotated as carbohydrate sulfotransferase 5-like. Gene Ontology annotation, biological process: N-acetylglucosamine metabolic process; carbohydrate metabolic process; keratan sulfate proteoglycan biosynthetic process. Gene Ontology annotation, cellular component: Golgi membrane. Gene Ontology annotation, molecular function: N-acetylglucosamine 6-O-sulfotransferase activity. The record is from RefSeq and is a predicted model, not a curated record. Bases 27 to 1208 code for a protein of 393 amino acids. NCBI's taxonomy places the organism in Eukaryota, Metazoa, Chordata, Aves, Mesitornithiformes, Mesitornithidae. The transcript has a single exon.